Messenger RNA from Hevea brasiliensis (rubber tree), 1623 nucleotides. RefSeq names its product endoglucanase 8. Gene Ontology annotation, molecular function: hydrolase activity, hydrolyzing O-glycosyl compounds. Bases 39 to 1532 code for a protein of 497 amino acids. The record is from RefSeq and is a predicted model, not a curated record. The transcript has 7 exons. Gene Ontology annotation, biological process: carbohydrate metabolic process. NCBI's taxonomy places the organism in Eukaryota, Viridiplantae, Streptophyta, Magnoliopsida, Malpighiales, Euphorbiaceae.
UCCUUCCUACUUUGCUCCACCCACAACAGGAAUAAAAAAUGGCGCCAAAAUCCCACUCAUUGUUGGGAAGUUUUCCGGCGAUUGGCGUCGCCGUUUCUCUUCUGUUACUCCUCUUUGUCAAUCCAAUUUCAUGCGGUGGCCAUGAUUAUCAAGAUGCUCUUCGAAAGAGCAUUCUUUUCUUCGAAGGCCAGCGCUCCGGCAGGCUCCCUCCAGAUCAACGCGUCAAAUGGCGCCGCGAUUCUGCCUUGCACGAUGGCUUCUCCGUCGGGAAAGAUUUAACGGGAGGAUAUUACGACGCAGGAGACAACAUAAAGUUUGGGUUCCCAAUGGCAUUUACGACGACGCUACUGUCGUGGGGCAUAAUCGACUUCGGAAGGAACAUGGGACCUGAGCUGAAGAACGCCGUUAAGGCCGUAAAAUGGGCUACUGAUUAUCUGUUAAAGGCAACGACAGUGCCCGGCGUCGUUUUUGUUCAGGUGGGCGACGCCUAUUCUGAUCAUAACUGCUGGGAGAGGCCAGAGGACAUGGAUACGAUUCGAACGGUAUAUAAAAUCGACGGUUCCCACCCUGGUUCCGACGUGGCUGGUGAAACUGCAGCUGCACUGGCCGCUGCUUCCAUUGUGUUUAGAUCACGUGAACCUGCAUACUCAAGAUUGCUUCUCGAUCGAGCCGUUAGGGUGUUCGAGUUUGCUGAUACACACCGGGGUGCGUACAGCAGCAGCCUGCAUUCUGCGGUGUGCCCCUUUUACUGCGACGUCAACGGCUACCAGGACGAGUUGCUUUGGGGAGCAGCAUGGUUGCACAAGGCUUCACGCAGGCGCCAAUACAGAGAGUAUAUAGUGAAAAACGAGGUGGUACUGCAUGCUGGAGAUACCAUCAAUGAGUUUGGCUGGGAUAACAAGCAUGCUGGAAUUAACGUCCUCAUUUCCAAGGAAGUGUUGAUGGGAAAAGCAGACUAUUUCGAAUCUUUCAAGCGAAAUGCAGAUGACUUCAUUUGUUCUUUAUUGCCUGGAAUUUCUCAUCCUCAAGUUCAAUAUUCUCCAGGUGGGCUGAUCUUCAAGGCUGGAGGGAGUAACAUGCAGCAUGUAACGUCACUGUCUUUCUUGCUGCUAGCUUAUUCCAAUUAUCUAAGCCACGCCAAUAAGGUCGUGCCAUGUGGUGAGACCACAGCCUCCCCUGCACUUCUCAAGCAAUUGGCUCAACGUCAGGUGGACUACAUUCUUGGAGAUAAUCCAAUGAGGAUGUCGUACAUGGUUGGAUAUGGGGAACGCUACCCACAGAGGAUACACCACAGGGGCAGCUCCUUACCAUCAGUGCAGGCCCACCCGGCCCAUAUAGGGUGUAAAGCAGGGUCUCGCUAUUUCUUAAGUCCAAAUCCAAAUCCUAAUGUGCACGUAGGAGCGGUAGUAGGUGGGCCAAAUGUCUCAGAUGCUUUUCCAGAUUCCAGGCCCUUUUUUCAAGAAUCAGAACCCACAACUUACAUCAAUGCACCAUUGGUGGGCCUUCUCGCUUACUUUUCAGCCCACUCUUGAUUUUCAUCAUAUUGUAAGUGGUGCGCGAAUUGGUCACCCUACUUAGCCCUAUUAUUGUCAAAAGAAAUGAAAGUUGCCUUGCUCAACCAAA